Paramecium octaurelia is the source of this 1508-nucleotide messenger RNA. The record is from the annotation of a GenBank genome assembly. Lineage: Eukaryota; Ciliophora; Oligohymenophorea; Peniculida; Parameciidae.
AUGCUUCGUUUAGCAUUCAAGCAAUAAAAACGUUAGUCUUUCUAGUAAAAAAUGAAGAUAUGUGAAUUAUUACUCGAACGUGGUCUCAAAUUUUAUGAAUUAGGUAUAUGAGAGUUUAGAAUAAUACAUUAGAACAAUUUGGAAAUGCAAUAGAUUAAUUUGAGAUUUGCAUGUCUGUAUUUGCCGAGGCUAGAAUGCCAAAGAGAUGGGAAGACACCACAUUUGAAGAGUUAACUCAAUAAAAAUAACCUGAGCAAUCUCAAAUAGACAGUACUUAAAAUAAUUUAAAGAGCAAAAGGACUUCGUCUCAAAUUAUUUGAGAAAAUGGCAGAAUGCUAUUAUCGUCAGUUGGAGCAAGGUGCUUGUACAAAGAUGUGCGAUUACUGGUUACAAAUGAGUCCCUAAUGUAUAAAUGCUUUGAUUUUGCGUGCAAAAGUAUGUAUUAGAAAUAGCAAUAGUCCCGUUUUUUGUCUGACAAUAUCACACAAAUUGAUUGCCAAAUGGCAUUCAAGGAUCUCAAAUUUGCUUAGCAACUUGAUCCACACAAUGCAGCAUUGGCAAAGUUUUAUGAGAAGGUGAAAGCAUAAUUAUUGGCAUAUAAAGAGUUGGAAUAUAAAAAUUACACAGAUUUGCAAAGAAAACAGUUGGAGUUGAUUCAACAAUAUCGGAAACAAGAAGAUGAUGAAGAUGUUCAAUAGGAUUUCAUGGCUCAUUUGGCUUAUUAAGAUUAUGAUCAAGAGUUGAGUUAUGAAUAAGAUAACACCAAGCCCAUUCCAAUAGAAGUAUCAGAGUUGGGAAGAUUCAUAGAGACAAGAGGGAUGGAGAUGGUGAAGGUUUAUUAGUAGAAUGGAUAACUGAAAGAGGCUGAGGACUUAAGAGAGAAGUUAAAAAAAGCAAUAGCAGCAAAGAAGUAAUUGGAAAAGAUAUCCUAAUUGGAUUUCAAUAGGCCUAAGAAAGUAAGUAUUUAAUAGUGAACGAUAGAAAUUGUAUGAGUUUGCUUAGAAGUAUGGCAUAAACCUACUGGAUCCUCAAGUACAAAGCGAGUUUAAGAGAAUUCAGGAGCAGAAUUUGGAGGAUAUUAGGGAGUGGUUGAAACAAAACUAAUGGAGUUACACAGAUAAGGCUACUUAGAUGCAAGAAUAGGAAUUGGCUAGACAAGAGUUGGCCAAAUUGUAAUUCAAGAGGAAGACCAUCCCUUAGAAGGUAAGCCUUAUGCAUUAUUGUAGCAUAACAAGAAUAAAUUUAAUAAGAAAGUAUAGCCAUUGAUUAGUACACAGACUAGUGGUUCUACGCCGGUGACUAUUAAUAAUAAUAUCACUUACAAUUAGACUUUUAAUCAAUGCAAUAAUGUCAUUAAUAAUUCAAGUAUUAUAAGAGUUUGAUUGUUUUUAGCGAAUGAAUAAAGUGAUGAACAAUUAGCAGAUUGCAAUUGCUUUAUUAAUCUAACCAUACUACUCUUGGCCAUAUUUGCCAUAUUAGCAGCCAUUUAUUAUUCAUUCCUUAAAUGA